Molecule: messenger RNA, 357 nt
Organism: Arachis stenosperma
Lineage: Eukaryota; Viridiplantae; Streptophyta; Magnoliopsida; Fabales; Fabaceae
Exons: 1
Coding region: 1-357 (118 amino acids)
Source: RefSeq, a predicted model, not a curated record
AUGAUCCAAGGAUUGGUAAAGGAACCGACGGUCACUUUGCACAUAACCCAAGCAGCCGACAUCCCCUCAUGGAUGGACCCAAUUACCGAGUACUUGGAGAAGGGGAAGCUCCUUGAGGAUGAGAAGGCUGCGAAGGUGGUAAGGAGGGAAGCGGCCAAAUACGUGAUAGUACAGGGUCAACUGUUCAAAAGAGGACUGAACCAAUCCCUUCUAAAGUGCCUACACCCUGAUCAAACGGACUACGUCUUGAGCGAGGUCCACGAGGGAUGUUGCGGCUACCACAUUGGAAGAAGGGCCCUAGCCCAGAAGCUAGUUAGGGCCGGUUACUAUCGGCCCUCGAUGAUGGCGGACUCCUAA